UUAAUCCCACAGACCUUCCACCAUUUUUAUUGCUUGUCCAUUUUCAGAGAAAGACACUGUGAAGAGCUCAUUAGAAAAAUUCAAUAUAACUUUUCGAUCCUCAUGAUGAAAUUUUACCUGACUACGGUAAUUUGACGUUUGAUGGAAGAAGUAAAUGUUACCUCCGGCUUUAUCCUUCUGGGCUUCUCAGACCUUCACUACAACCAUGGUGCCUUCUUCUCCACCCUUCUGGUUAUAUACACCCUCACAUGGAUGGCUAACUUACUUUUACUAAGUUCUAUUAAACUUUCUUCACAGUUGCACACGCCAAUGUACUUUUUCUUAGGGAACUUGUCUGCAGUGGACAUCUCUUUCUCUUCGGUGACGGUUCCCAAGCUUCUGUCCUUCAUUCUUUAUGGUAGGGCCUCCAUCUCUUUCCUUGGCUGUUUCCUGCAGAUGUUCUCUUUCCUGUUUCUGGGCACGACUGAGAGUCUUCUUCUGGCAGUCAUGGCAUUUGAUCGGUAUUUAGCUAUCUGUAACCCCUUACGCUACAUGUUGCUGAUGAAUGAUAAAGUAAUGGUCAUGUUGGCUAUUAUCUGUUGGGUGGCAGGAUGUCUACAUUCAUUAUUGCACACUUAUAUUCUGUCACAGUUAACCUACUGUGAGGACAGACUGAUCCCCCACUUCUUCUGUGAUAUGACCCCCCUCAUCAAGCUGUCCUGCUCCAGUACUACACUAGCUGAGCUCUUAAUCUACACGGAAGGUUCUACGGUUGUUAUAAUCCCAUUUAUUUUCAUUCUCAUCUCCUAUGUGCUCAUUGGAUGGGCUAUAGUGAGAAUGAAGACCAGCAGUAGCCGAAGCAAAGCCUUUUCCUCCUGUUCUUCUCAUCUUAUGGUCAUUUGUCUGUUCUAUGGUACCGACAUUUCCAUUUACUUUCGUCCUCCCUCUGACUACUCCUCCCAGUACGAUCGUAUUGUUAGCAUGGCUUACACCAUCAUCACACCCAUGCUUAAUCCUUUUAUUUACAGCCUAAGGAACCAAGAUGUGAGACAGGCUCUGAAGAAGGUCAUCAUGCAAUGUUUUUCUCAUAGGUUACCCUAGUAACCCUUUUGCUCAUGUUUUGGGAUAUUGAGAUGACUUUUUGUCCAUUAAUACUUACACGUUGUUCAUUAUCUCUGAGUAGGACCUUGAAUUUCCAAUUUUGCAUUCCUCUUUAUGUUGAUGAGAUGCAGUGG
This is a messenger RNA of Rana temporaria (common frog), 1214 nucleotides long. RefSeq names its product olfactory receptor 1361-like. NCBI's taxonomy places the organism in Eukaryota, Metazoa, Chordata, Amphibia, Anura, Ranidae. The transcript has a single exon. Gene Ontology annotation, biological process: G protein-coupled receptor signaling pathway. Gene Ontology annotation, cellular component: membrane. The record is from RefSeq and is a predicted model, not a curated record. The coding region runs from base 142 to 1080 and encodes 312 amino acids. Gene Ontology annotation, molecular function: olfactory receptor activity; G protein-coupled receptor activity.